Molecule: messenger RNA, 2076 nt
Organism: Aspergillus homomorphus CBS 101889
Lineage: Eukaryota; Fungi; Ascomycota; Eurotiomycetes; Eurotiales; Aspergillaceae
Product: ABC1 kinase family protein
Exons: 4
Coding region: 115-1968 (617 amino acids)
Biological process (GO): lipid homeostasis; mitochondrion organization
Cellular component (GO): mitochondrial inner membrane
Source: RefSeq, a predicted model, not a curated record
GCCAUAUCCAAUUCUCCUCUGGAGUCUGGCGCUGGCACGGAUGAAAUACACCGUUCAAGCCUACGUUUCUCUCGACUUGUGGUCGCUCUCUAGACGGCAUUGUUCGUGUUCGGGAUGAGGGCGGCGCUCCGCAUCCCGCUGCGGGCUUCUUCCAAUUUUGAUCCCGCGGCGGUCAUACGAUCCAAUCUUGCCCACCUGAACUCGCCCCUGACUCGCCCUUCGACUUCUCCUACUCCCUCUCGCUUGUUCUCCUCCUUCCCCUCUGCAACUACGCCAUCCGCUGCAACCGAGCAACGCCGUCUCUGCGAUCGAGUAUCACCGCUGUUUCGUGCUCGGAACGCUUCCACCUCUGCUACUCCGAUACAGAAUGAUGGGCGGCAAUCUGGAUCGGGAGGGUCGCGUAGCAGAAUCAUCAAGUAUGGUGUGAUCGGUGGAACAAUUCUGAUAGGGGCGGUCGUAUUUUCGGAUCAAGUCCAACACUACUACAGCGCAGCAGCGCGGACUGGACGAGUCGUUGGCGCACUCGCUGUCUGUAUCAACGAUUACCGCGUUACCCUCAAGCAAGAAGCCUCCAUCCCAGAAGACCGUGACGAAGCGAUACGGGCCUGUCACAAGCGCUGCGCGGAGCGUACUCUGCGUGUUCUCGAGAAGAAUGGCUCGAUCUUUAUCAAGCUAGGUCAACAUCUUAGUAGCAUGGGCUAUCUGCUACCUUUGGAGUGGACGACCACAUUCAUUCCGCUCCAAGACAAAUGUCCUGUUUCGUCUCUCGAGUCAAUCGAAGCGAUGUUCGUGGCCGACACUGGCCGUCGUAUUGAUGAGCUCUUCUCGUCUUUCGAUCCGCAGCCUAUUGGCGCCGCUUCCCUCGCCCAGGUCCAUGUAGCUACACUCAAGGAAACUGGCCAGAAAGUCGCGGUGAAGGUGCAACAUCCAGCGUUGGCAGAGUGGGCGCCUUUGGAUUUGGCAUUGACUCGUUUCACUUUCUCAACGCUGAAACGUUUCUUCCCGGAAUACGAUCUGGAAUGGCUGUCCAAGGAAAUGGAUCUGUCUUUGCCACAAGAAUUAGAUUUUCGGAUGGAAGCAGAGAAUGCCAUGCGGGCUAGCGAGUACUUCAAGAAGCACUCGGAUGCUCCGCUGGUUAUCCCCGAAGUGAUGUGGGCUCAAAAACGCAUUCUUGUUAUGGAAUUUUUAUCCGGACGACGACCCGACGACCUCGAGUUCCUGGACUCCAAUCACAUUGACCGCGAUGAAGUUUCCGCCGCAUUGGCACAUAUCUUCAACGAGAUGAUCUUCGGCGACAACGCUCCCUUGCACUGCGAUCCUCAUGGCGGGAAUAUCGCUAUCCGUCCGAACCCCAACCGUCGCCAUCACAACUUCGAUGUUGUACUCUACGACCAUGGGCUCUACCGUGACAUUCCCCAAGAUCUUCGUCGCAAUUAUGCUAAGCUCUGGCUGGCCGUAAUCGAGGCCGAUGAGUCACGCAUGCGCGAAUCCGCUCGCAAGGUUGCUGGUAUCACGGAUGAGCAGUUCCCUCUCUUCGCCAGCGCCAUCACUGGUCGUGACUAUAUGGUUCUCAAGAAGAAGGAUAUCACCUCCACGCGCACGUCGGAGGAAAGGGAAAGCAUGUCUGGGGCUCUGGGAGAGGGCAUGUUGCAACAACUUGUCGAGCUGCUGGGCCAAGUCCCUCGUAUCAUCCUUUUGAUCCUAAAGACCAACGACCUGACCCGCAGUCUUGACGAAAACCUUCACACCCGCCAAGGACCCGUACGCACCUUCCUCAUUCUUGCUCGAUACGCCACCCGAACCGUCUUCGAGGAACAGUUGGAAGCCGUCCAUGAAUCAGGCGGCAUCUUCCGCCCCGCGAACUUCUGGCGUUUCCUUUGCGCCUGGACCGGCUUCCUGCGCGUAGAGUUAAAGCUCUCUAUCUACGAGACUCUUUUGUCGCUGAAGAGUCGCUUCGGAUCGGCAUAGAGCAUCUUACCUUAAUCCUCUGUACAGUCUUCUAAACCCCAGCUCAAUUUUUUUUGCAUCUCUCGCUUUGCACCGUGAGUCUUUCUGAGGUUCAGGGGGGGGGGGGGG